Lycium ferocissimum is the source of this 922-nucleotide messenger RNA. Its product is annotated as secoisolariciresinol dehydrogenase-like. The record is from RefSeq and is a predicted model, not a curated record. Bases 241 to 795 code for a protein of 184 amino acids. The transcript has a single exon. NCBI's taxonomy places the organism in Eukaryota, Viridiplantae, Streptophyta, Magnoliopsida, Solanales, Solanaceae.
UGUUUUACAAAGAUCACACUUUUGAUCUUCCAUUAUUUAAUCAUAUCACAUUUCGUCAUGCCCCUUCACUUAUAAUUUUUAAUUACUUAAUUAUAUUAUGUCUCAUCAACAGGUCGAGCCCUCUGCAAAGAAUUAGGCUCGAACGACAUUGUUUCCUUCGCACAUUGUGAUGUUACGAACGAAAAAGACAUGCAAAACGCAGUAGACGGAGCAGUUUCGAGGUAGGGAAAGCUAGACAUCAUGUUCAACAAUGCGGGCAUAACUGGAAACAUGAAGGAUCCAAGUAUAUUAGACAUAAAUUACAAAAACGUCAAGAACGUGUUUGAUAUCAACGUUUACGGGGCAUUUUUAGGAGCCAAAAUUGCAGCCAAAGCUAUGAUACCGACUAAAAAAGGAAGCAUUUUAUUCACUGCUAGUAUUGCUUCUGUUAUUGGUGGCACUGGUUCACCAAUAACAUGUUCUUCAUCAAAGCAUGCUGUGGUUGGACUAACUAAUCAUUUAGCUGUUGAAUUGGGACAAUAUGGAAUAAGGGUCAAUUGCAUUUCUCCAUAUACAGUUGCUACACCACUUGUUAGGGAAAUUUUGGGGAAAAUGGAUAAGGAAAAAGCAGAGGAAAUUGUUAUGGAAACUGCUAAUCUUAAAGGGCAAGUAUUGGAACCAGAGGAUAUUGCUGAGGCUGCUGUUUAUUUGGGAAGUGAGGAUUCUAAGUAUGUGAGUGGUGUUAAUUUGGUAGUUGAUGGAGGAUAUAGUAAAACUAAUCCUCUUGCCUCAAUUGUCAUGCAAAACCAUAUUUAAUUUCUAGAAGAAGUUGAAGGAUUACGGAUUACUCUUGUACUUUAGUUUCUGGUUUUUAGUUUGUUGUUCAUGAGUUCAAUAUCAUGUAAGUGUGUUCUUGUAUACCAUAUAUGCAGAAAAUGUUAUC